Vigna umbellata (rice bean) is the source of this 555-nucleotide messenger RNA. The record is from RefSeq and is a predicted model, not a curated record. NCBI's taxonomy places the organism in Eukaryota, Viridiplantae, Streptophyta, Magnoliopsida, Fabales, Fabaceae.
AUGUCGAUUACUCUUGAUGACAUCUCGGCAUUACUUCACUUGCCCGUGAUGGGACAAAUGUGUGAUUUGCAGGAGUUGGAGUUUGAGGAGGCUCGUACAGCCCUUCUGCAGUUGCUCGGCGUUGAUGGUGGCACAACAGGUGCUGAGAUGGAGGACGCACGUGGUCCGAAAGUCAGACUCAGCUGGCUUAGAGAGAUAUAUGUUCAGAGAGACGUACACGCGUGUGACAGAUAUGCCUGGGGUGUUGCUACACUCGCCCAUUUAUACGAGCAGCUCGGGGAUGCGAGUCUCGCCUCCACGAAGCAGAUGGCCGAAUAUUUGACUCUAUUUCAGAUUGGUGACACCCUUUGUCGUCAUUUGCCUGAGCGUGUGUUGAGGCAAUUUGGGUUUCAGCAAGACAUUCCACGAUCACCAACUACGAUUCCAGAUGUAGAUAUAGUGGCCAUUGAUCAUGUUUGGUUGCACUUUAGAGCUCACGUUGUAAGUAAUGUCAGACAUGCAGCAUCCCCUUCUGACUGUGUCGAUGGGUACAUUCAGUGGUUCAGGAGGGUCUGA